AUGAAACCUCGUCUCGCUGAGGAGAAAAGCUUCGCAUUACAACUUAAAAUUAAUGUUCUAGACGGGUCCGCUCAUUGCUUUGAGCUUUUACAAACAACCAAAGCAAUGGAUGUCAUCGUCAAUAUUUCGAAGAUUUUACGGUUAUCCCAUAUCAAAUACUUUGGGAUACAGGUGCUUGAUAAAGACCAGCAGUUGGUGAGCUUUAGUUUUUUACUAACGCGGUUACCUCAGCUAGCAUUGGUUAAAGCCAAAGAAAUUCUUAUAUGCGCAAAUGAAACGUCUACGUAA
Dicrocoelium dendriticum is the source of this 288-nucleotide messenger RNA. The record is from the annotation of a GenBank genome assembly. NCBI's taxonomy places the organism in Eukaryota, Metazoa, Platyhelminthes, Trematoda, Plagiorchiida, Dicrocoeliidae.